AUGGGAAACAUCUUGCCCAUUGCAUUCGGGGGCUACACCAUCGGCGUGGCUACUCAAGCCGCCUGUACCGAUGUUCCUCCAACCCACCGUCUCUAUGCCUUGAAUGGAAAUUUUCUGGGUCCGGCAUUGACAGAUCGACCCGUGUUUGUCAACACAAAAGUAUACCGAUCUACAAAAACUUUUACCACGAAACUCGUAGAGGUUUUGCAAAAACAGGAUGAUGACAAGGAGAGAGUAUGUCUGGUUGCCUUGGCAGACUUUCACGUCGUGGAGCCAGAGUCUUUUAUGAUAUACUCUGCACCACCCACCAAACAAUAUUCACCAGUCACCGAGUCCUGGACACCAACCGAGCGCAAGAAGACCAUGGUCGAGGAAAAGAUCUUGACGCAAGCAGAUGUGGACAGACACGACAAACUAUUCAGCAUGAUGAGCGACCUGAUCGAAAUGAGGUUCCCACCCCAAAGCAUCCACGGACAAACCCUGCAAGGCUUUGCCAAAGGGUACAAGACCACGCAAGAACAUCUUCCCCUAACCGAACGCUCAUCAGCAGAUUGGCUGCGUGUGCGCGAAAAGGUCUCUACCCACGCUGAAAACGUGACCAGUUUGGGUUUCCUGCUUGACGCAAGCAUCUCUUUCCAGCCAUUGGUGUUGCAAAGCAUGCCUCUCACCGAAUCCGGGGCUUGCUCGACGCUGGAGUUUUCGCUCAGGUUCUUGACGCCCGAAAUCAACAUCAAUGAUUUCCAUAUGCGUGAGUGGAAGACGUAUGCCGGAGAUGCGGCAAGAACCUUCUCAGAAGCAAGGCUUUGGGAUGGCAAGGGCAAGAUGGUGGCUAGUAUGUCACAGACUUGUAUACUGAGACCUCCCAAGAAGCAGGCUGUGAAGAAGUCGAAGAUCUAG
Molecule: messenger RNA, 897 nt
Organism: Aureobasidium uvarum
Lineage: Eukaryota; Fungi; Ascomycota; Dothideomycetes; Dothideales; Saccotheciaceae
Source: the annotation of a GenBank genome assembly